AUGGCCACGAACAUCAUGCUCGCUGAUAGCCUGCGUACCAGUGUGGACAAAGCAACCUGCUUACUUGCCGUCGAGGCGCUCGUGGAGGCAGAGCAGCACGGUGGAGUAGAAGAAGGCAUGCAUUUGUGUGGCCUUGCCGUUGUACGCAAAGAGAAGUCGAAGAGGAAGCGACAUCCAGGGACGCGCGAGAUGGCAGUAGGAAGUGUCAAAUAUCAGGAACUGCAGCUUGAGAAACUCCGUUGGUGCUCGAUCGGGGUAAAAGUUCAUGAUUGUAGUUCACAAGAGAAUAAAGCUGAAUCAUUGUACAAGCAGGAAACAAGACGGAAGAUGUUCGUUCUAUGGACUCAAGGGAUAGGAGGAGAGGCAGAGAGAAACGAGCCACAUUUUUCUGGUUUUCUUAGGGGAGAGAGUCCUGUGGUCUCGGAGGCGAUGUUCGUGAACCGGGAGGAGAUCCCUGUGUACCCCCUGUACAGAGACCCUGUUAGUGUUUGUUCCAUUCCACUCUUAUUCUGUUCUGUUUUAUUUUGUUUAACCCUGUGCCAAUGGCGUAUUGUUAAUCCAAGUUUCCUCCUCUUCUCAAAACAGGUACAUGAUUUUGGUUUUUUCCGCUAUGACCCAGGUGCCAUAAAGUUCCUCAAGUAUGAGGAGAUCCCUCUAGACCCUGAAGCAGCAUCUGUUGGGCUAGAAAUCCGAGUUGUCGGCAAUGACAGCGGCGAAAAGGUUUCAAUUUUGGCGGGAACACUUGCUCGACUGGAUAGAGAAGCGCCUCACUACAAGAAGGACGGGUACAAUGAUUUCAACACAUUCUAUAUGCAGGCUGCAUCUGGAACUAAAGGUGGCUCUAGUGGUUCCCCAGUUGUUGAUUGCCAAGGAAGAGCUGUUGCCCUGAAUGCUGGAAGCAAAUCUUCCAGUGCUUCUGCUUUUUUCCUUCCAUUAGAACGUGUUGUUAGGGCACUGAAUUUGAUACGUGAUUGUUGGGAUGCAUUUGGUAUCAAGUCAGAAUCUGUUUAUAUUCCUCGUGGUACACUGCAGAUGACCUUUCAACACAAAGGAUUUGAAGAAACUCGGCGUCUUGGACUGAGGAAUGAGACAGAGCAGAUGGUACGCCUUGUUUCUCCAGCAGGCGAAACUGGAAUGCUGGUUGUUGACUCUGUGGUGCCAGAAGGACCUGCACAUAAACAUUUGGAACCUGGUGAUGUGCUAGUUCACAUCAAUGGGGAGGUUGUAACCCAGUUUCUCGCAAUGGAGACUUUACUUGAUGACAGCGUCGGCAAGGAGGUAAAUUUGCAGAUUGAAAGAGGUGGAGUGCCUUUGACAGUAAAGUUAGAGGUUGAGGAUUUGCACUCUAUAACUCCAAAUCAUUUCUUGGAAGUCAGUGGUGCUGUCAUCCAUCCACUUUCAUACCAGCAGUAUAUGUUUAAGUUUCACGCUGGUACUAAUGUUGUUCAUAUUGCGUUUCAGGCUAGAAACUUCCGCUUCAAAUGUGGUCUUGUAUAUGUUGCCGAGGCAGGGUACAUGCUCUCUCGGGCAUCGGUUCCACGCCAUUCAAUUAUCAAAAAGUUUGCGGGAGAGGAUAUUGAAAAUUUAGAUGACCUUAUUGCAGUUAUUUCAAAGCUGUCUAGGGGAGCACGAGUGCCUCUCGAAUAUGUAAAGUACACUGACCGUUAUCGGAACAAGUCUGUACUGGUGACAAUUGAUCAACACGGUUGGUAUGCGCCUCCUCAGUUGUACACUCGAAAUGACGCAACUGGUCUGUGGAAUGCAAAGUUGGCUAUACCGCUUGAAUCUCCCUUUGUAGUUUCUCAUCGUGCCGGCCAUAUGGAUGCAAACUUAAAUUCCAUUUCACCUUUGACUGAAUCAAGUCCUAUGGAUCUCAAAUGCCAGCACGAGUCUGAAAAUACGGCAGAUGGAUGCGUAAAAAUGCAAACAGAUGAGGAGAUUGCCGUAGAUGGAUCCCACUCUGGCGAAGAUUCCAUCAUUGAGAAAAAAAGGCGCCGGGUGGAUGAGGAGAUAGCUGCUGAGGGAACUAUAUCAUCUUUUGGAGAUUUAGAUGACAUAAAAGAUGGCGCAUUGAGGCAUCCUUCCAGUGUGGAAGUCUCUGACCUUGCUCGGACAAUAUCAAGUAAUGCUUCAUUGGCAGAACAAGUAAUUGAGCCAGCUCUUGUAAUGUUUGAGGUGCAUGUGCCACCAAUAUGCAUGCUUGAUGGAGUGCAUUCUCAACAUUUCUUUGGAACCGGUGUGAUAAUAUAUCAUUCUGACUGCCUAGGUCUGGUUGCCGUCGAUAGGAAUACAGUUGCUGUAUCUAUCUCUGAUAUAAUGCUCUCUUUUGCUGCAUAUCCCAUUGAAAUACCUGCAGAGGUUGUUUUUCUGCAUCCUGUUCAUAAUUUUGCAUUGGUUGCCUAUGAUCCUUCUGCACUGGGAGCUGGUGCAUCUGUUAUUCGAGCUGCUAAGCUUCUUCCUGAACCUGCCUUGCGCCGAGGAGAUUCUGUCUACCUAGUUGGGCUAAGUAGAAGCUUACAGGCUACAUCAAGGAAAUCAACCAUAACUAAUCCUUGCACGGCUGUUAAUAUUGGCUCAGCUGACUGCCCACGAUAUCGUGCAAUAAAUAUGGAGGUCAUUGAGCUUGAUACUGAUUUCGGUAGCUCAUUUUCGGGUAUAUUGACGGAUGAGCAAGGAAGAGUUCAAGCGUUAUGGGCAAGCUUUUCCACCCAGCUCAAAUAUGGUUGUAGCAGUUCAGAGGACCAUCAGUUCGUUAGAGGUAUACCAAUAUAUGCAAUAAGUCAAGUCCUUGAGAAGAUAAUCUCGGGUACUCCUGGACCAUUUCGUCUUAUCAAUGGAAUUCGAAGGCCAAUGCCACUUGUCAGACUUCUGGAGGUGGAACUUUAUCCAACUUUGCUCUCGAAAGCAAGAAGCUAUGGAUUGAGCGAUAACUGGGUGCAGGCUCUCGCUAAGAAGGACCCUGUGCGCAGACAAGUCUUGCGGGUCAAAGGUUGUUUGGCUGGAUCAAAGGCGGAAAAGCUUCUGGAACAGGGAGAUAUGAUUCUGGCUAUCAACAAGGAACCAAUAACAUGCUUUCUUGACAUCGAGAAUGCUUGCCAAAAGUUGGACCAAUCUAUCGAUUCAGAUGGCGUGCUUAACAUGACAAUAUUUCGUCAGGGAAAAGAAAUUGACCUUAUUGUUGGAACCGAUGUAAGAGAUGGUAAUGGUUCAACAAGGAUGGAUUGUCAAAAUGAAGGAAUUGGAAAAAUGCAGGGCAUGUCCCAUAUUAUCCUACAGGAUUUGAAAGAAUGUUUGAUAGCGCAGGAAACAAAGGAAUUCUACAAAGAGUGGAUAGUUGAAGUUAACGGGCAACCAACCCCAGAUCUUGAGUCCUUUAUUGAAGUGGUGAAGGGAUUGGAAGACCGUGAGUUUGUUAGGGUGAAGACUGUCCACUUGAACGGAAAACCACGUGUGCUCACUCUGAAGCAGGACCUUCACUACUGGCCGACCUGGGAGCUCACUUUUGAACCGGAGUCCGACACAUGGAAGAGGAGAACAAUAAAGGCGUUGCAGCCAACCGGGGCUUGA
This is a messenger RNA of Triticum turgidum subsp. durum (durum wheat), 3567 nucleotides long. Lineage: Eukaryota; Viridiplantae; Streptophyta; Magnoliopsida; Poales; Poaceae. The record is from the annotation of a GenBank genome assembly.